Messenger RNA from Limanda limanda (common dab), 2373 nucleotides. RefSeq names its product protein MTSS 1-like. Gene Ontology annotation, molecular function: phospholipid binding; actin binding. Bases 1 to 2373 code for a protein of 790 amino acids. The transcript is spliced from 16 exons. Gene Ontology annotation, biological process: plasma membrane organization; adherens junction maintenance; positive regulation of actin filament bundle assembly. The record is from RefSeq and is a predicted model, not a curated record. NCBI's taxonomy places the organism in Eukaryota, Metazoa, Chordata, Actinopteri, Pleuronectiformes, Pleuronectidae. Gene Ontology annotation, cellular component: actin cytoskeleton; cytoplasmic side of plasma membrane.
AUGGAGCCGGUGAUGGAGCGGGAGUGCAGCGCGCUGGGGGGGCUCUUCCAGACCGUCCUCGGGGACAUGAAGGGAAGUUACCCUGUGUGGGACGACUUCAUCAGCAAGGCCAGCAAACUGCAGUCCCAGCUCAGGUCGACCGUGGUGGCGGUGGCGGCCUUCCUGGACGCCUUCCAGAAAGUGGCCGACCUGGCGACAAACAGCCGAGGCGGGACGAGGGACAUCGGUUCAGCUCUCACCAGGAUGUGCAUGAGGCACCGAAGCAUCGAGGCCAAGCUCCGCCAGUUCUCCAUGGUGUUUCUGGACUGUCUGAUCAACCCACUCCAGGAGCAGAUGGAGGAGUGGAAGAAAGUCGCCAACACUCUGGACAAAGACCACGCCAAAGAUUAUAAGAAGGCUCGUCAGGAGAUCAAGAAGAAGUCGUCCGACACUCUGAAGCUGCAGAAGAAAGCAAAGAAAGCGGAUGUGUUUGGCCGUGGAGACCUGCAGCCUCAGCUGAACAGCGCCAUGCAGGACGUCAGUGACAAGUAUCUCCUGCUGGAGGAGACGGAGAAGCAGGCGGUGAGGAAGGCUCUGGUGGAGGAGAGGACUCGCUUCUGCUGCUUCGUCACCAUGCUGCGGCCGGUGGUGGAGGAGGAGAUGUCCAUGUUGGGGGAGAUCACUCACCUGCAGUCGCUCACUGACGACCUGAAGGCUCUGACCAUGGACCCUCACAAGCUGCCGGCCUCCAGCGAGCAGGUCAUCGUGGACCUGAAGGCGUCCGACUGCACCUGGUCAUACCAAACUCCGCCCUCAUCGCCGAGCACCACGGUCUCCAGGAAGUCCAGCAUGUGCAGCAGCCUGAACAGCGUGAACAGCAGCGACUCUCGCUCCAGCGGCUCUCACUGUCACUCCCCCACCUCCCACUUCCGGUACCGCGCCUCCUCCUCCUCCUCCUCCUCGGUGCUCCCCCAGCAGCCGCCGGCCCGCCUCUCCUCAGUCUCCUCCCACGACUCGGGCUUCAUCUCCCAGGACGCCUUCCAGUCCAAGUCGCCCUCGCCGAUGCCCCCGGACGCCUCACAGUCUGUCAAUGAGGAGCUUUCCUCUUCCUCAUCUUCCUCACCCUCGCACCAUGACCCUCGCUCUGCAACACAACAGUUGUGGAACGGUUUUGAGCACCACGCUGCCCUCUGUCUGCACGGAGUGGUACCUCCGGCCCAGGACUCCCACCUCCACCCUCCAUACUUCACCUCCUUCACCACCACCACCACCUCUCCCAUCUCCUCGCCCUCCUAUUCGUCCGUUUCUCCCACGUGGUCGUGGUCUCGUUCAGGCUCCGGCCAAUCAGGAGAGUUCCUGCCACUCAGCCCCCCCGGGCUGGACCCGGUCCCGGCGGUUCGAGUCCCGUCCUGGAAGGACUGGGCCAAACCAGGUCCGUACGACCAGCCGCUGGUCAACACCUUGAGGAGGAGCAAGGACCGGAGAGAGACUACAGAUCCCAGCAGCCACCAGGGCGCAGAUGUCACUACACCAGGGGAGGAGCCACACGGGGUUAAAGGAAGCCACGCCCUGACAUCGCCCAAGGAGGACAGGGAGGUCCAUGAGGAGCUGGCCCGGGUUCUGGCCCGUGGUCUCCACCUCGACAUCCACGGCUCCAGUAGAGACUCGCUGCAGGGAUCCAGUGGCUACAGCAGCCAGACACACACACCAUGCUGCUCCGAGGACACCAUCCCCUCACAAGUGUCGGACUGUGACUACUACUCGGUCGGAUUGGAUCCGGACGGCGAGCAGCCGGCGUCUGACUUCGAUAAAUCCUCCACGAUCCCCAGGAACAGUGACAUCAGCCAGUCCUACCGCCGCCUGUUCCAGUCCAAGCGUCCCGCCUCCACCGCCGGCCUGCCCUCCCACCCCGCCGCCGUCAUCACCCCCGGGGUCGCCACCAUCCGCCGGACGCCGUCCUCCAAACCCAACCUGCGUCGACCCUCCGGGGGCCUCAACCUGGGCCCCAUCCCCAUCAAGCCCCCCAUGAUCCCCGUGAAGACCCCCACAGUGCCUGAUCACCCCGGGUUCCCCAGCAGAGCCACGUCAGAGGACGGCCCCCCGCCGCGGACCCCCCUCAGCCCGGCCACCACCCCUCUGUCCCCGGGCAGCAACGGGCCAUUUUUGCCAAAGACCCGCCCCUGUGACCCCGCCCACCUGUCGAAGGAGUCCGAUCCCCCGACCCCCCCUCCGCAGCCGGGGGGGCGGGUGUCCGAGUGGGAGCGCCAGCCCCUCCCGGAGCUCCUGGAGGAGUCGGAGUACGGCGAGGUGGAGGACUUCCUGGUGGCCAUACGGCGAGGAGUCAAACUCAAGAAGACCACGACCAAUGACCGGUCGGCGCCGAUGAUCUACUGA